Molecule: messenger RNA, 1239 nt
Organism: Aspergillus aculeatus ATCC 16872
Lineage: Eukaryota; Fungi; Ascomycota; Eurotiomycetes; Eurotiales; Aspergillaceae
Product: protein transporter YIF1
Exons: 3
Coding region: 77-1141 (354 amino acids)
Biological process (GO): endoplasmic reticulum to Golgi vesicle-mediated transport
Cellular component (GO): COPII-coated ER to Golgi transport vesicle; endoplasmic reticulum membrane; endoplasmic reticulum-Golgi intermediate compartment
Source: RefSeq, a predicted model, not a curated record
CCCCCCGGAUAUCAACCCAGCGACCCCAACCUCAACCUGUCCACAAUCUUUGACUUCGCUACUCCUCUCAGAAAACAUGUAUCGCCAAUCAUUCGCUCCACCCCCGGCGCAGUCGCCUCCGCUUCAUCAUCCAGUGCCUCAGCAUGUCUCUACAGUUCCUAUGAUGCGCUCGCCGCCGCCUCCGACAUCUCAGCAGUCUCAAUCUGCGGGCUAUGGCAACCCAUAUCAACCCGCACCUGCGCAAGGUGGUAGUGGGACCUACGGCCCCGGGUUCGGUCAGUUCAUCAAUGAUCCAACGGCGCAGAUGAGUUUUCAGGUUGGGAAAACGGCGAUGAUGGCUGGCCAGGAGUAUAUGGAGCAGAACUUAAAUCGUUAUGUGUCCAUUCCGGCCCUGAAGCAUUACUUCAACGUUUCGAACUCCUACGUCCUGAACAAGCUUUCCCUCGUUCUCUUCCCAUGGCGACACAAGCCCUGGUCCCGCCAACAGGCACGCCUGACGACGGCUGCAGCUGGCCCCAAUGGCCAGAUCUCGCAGCAGCAGUACUCCUCCAUGUUCCUUCCGCCCCGUGAUGAUCUCAACUCGCCUGACAUGUAUAUCCCUGUGAUGGCACUGGUCACCUACAUUCUGCUCUCGGCCAUGUUGGCAGGGUUCCGCGGAAACUUCCACCCGGAGCUCCUAGGGUCGAUCACCACGACAGCUAUCGCGGUCAUACUGUUCGAGAUCAUGUGCCUGAAGCUGGCAAUGUACAUCCUUAGCAUCAACAACGAGUCUCAACUCCUCGAUCUCGUUGCUUACUCCGGGUAUAAGUUUGUCGGAAUCAUCCUCACGCUCUUGGCGUCUGAAAUCCUGACCCCUGGUCGAGGCACCGGUGGUUGGGUCGGUUGGGUUGUCUUCAUCUACACGUUCCUGGCCAACGCGUUCUUCCUGCUCCGCUCCCUCAAAUACGUUCUGCUUCCGGACUCCACUAGUGACGCCUCCAUGCGUACGGGAUCUAUGCACACUGUUGCCCGCUCGCAGCGCAACCGCCGUACCCAGUUUCUGUUCGUUUAUGCGUACAUCAUCCAGUUCAUCUUCAUGUGGGUGCUAAGUCGCGAGGGCCCAAUUGCUAGUGUCGCGGGGAAGGGUUCGGGUUCAUCGUGAUAGCCUCGUCUCCGUAAUCGGUCGAUUACAGUUAAUGAUAUAGAUGGACUUCACGAAAGGGAAACAGGAAGUUCAUGUAGGCCCCUCAUCAUCUUUUC